AUGCUUCCUGUAUUGUACUUUGAACGCGCCUGGGUAUUUACCCUAGGCCUUGCCGCCGCGGGCACCCUCGUCGCCGCCGGACCCUGCGACAUCUACGCUUCAGGCGGCACGCCCUGCAUCGCUGCGCACAGUACCACCCGUGCCUUGUACAGCGCCUACAGCGGGCGUCUCUACCAAGUAAAACGAGACUCGGACGGCAAAACGACCGACAUCUCGCCCCUUUUGGCCGGGCGCGUCGCCAAUGCCGCAGCCCAAGACUCCUUCUACGCCAAUACGACUUGUCUCAUCGCCAUUAUCUACAACCAGUCCGGCCGCAGUAACCAUCUCACCCAGGCUCCACCCGGCGGCUUCAAGGGUCCCAAAGCCAACGGCUACGACAACCUGGCCAGCGCGAUAGGCGCACCCAUUACAUUCAACGGCAAGAAGGCAUAUGGCGUCUUUAUCUCGCCCGGCACUGGCUACCGCAACGACACGGCCAGCAGCACAGCCAUAGGGGAUGCUACCGAGGGCAUAUACGGUAUCAUGGCCGAUCUCGAGAAUGGGCUCUUCUCGGGCGUCAACCCUAAGAAGAACACGGGCGACCUGUCGAUCUCGUACCGCUUUACCACGGCCGCCAUCAAGGGACGGCCCAACCAGUGGGCUAUCCGCGGCGCCAACGCCGCAUCCACCAGCUCCAUGUCGACCUUCUACAGCGGCGUGCGACCCAGCAACGGCUACAACCCGAUGCGUAAAGAAGGCGCCAUCAUCCUCGGCAUCGCCGGCGACAACAGCAUCAGCGCCCAGGGCACCUUCUACGAGGGCGCAAUGACCUCCGGGUACCCGUCCGACGCGACCGAGAACGCCGUGCAAGCCGACAUCGCGGCAGCCAAGUACGCCACUACCCCGCUAACCAGCGGCCCAGCCCUCACCAUCGGCUCGUCCAUCUCCCUGCGCGUCACUACAUCGGGCUACACCGACCGCUACAUCGCACACAACAGCUCCAACGGCAUCGUCACGGAGGCCGUCUCCUCUUCCUCUAGCACCACGCUGAAACAGCAAGCCACCUGGAUCGUGCGCUCGGCGCUCAAUGGCAGCGGCGGCAACAGCGGCUGCGUGUCGCUUGAGUCGAGGGACGUGGCGGGGCGGUACAUGCGGCACUACAACUUUGUGCUGCAGCUAGCGGCGGACGAUGGGACGAAGCAGAUGCGCAAGGACGCGACCUUUUGUCCGCAGGCGCCGCUCAACGGGCAGGGGAACCACUCGAUCCGGGCGUGGAAUUAUCCGACGCGGUAUCUGCGUCAUUAUGCGAAUGUUGCGUAUAUGGCGAGCAAUGGUGGGGUGCACGCCUUUGAUGCGGCGGCGAGCUUUACUGAGGAUGUGAGCUUUGCUGUUGGGGCCGGGUUUGCUUGAUCCCCUGUAGGAAUCCGUAGGAUAGCACAUCAUAGGACUGAUAGGAGCUAAGUACUAGUAGCAAGUACUGGGUUUGGAAAUCAGAGCUGAGACUGGAUGGGAAGUUGCCAAAAUGAAUGUACUGUACAUGUCUAGUGACGUGGCUUGUCCGCGAGACGUAUGGAUUAGAACAAUUCACGUGGUGGUCAACGGUCUCGACUUUCCUGCCAAG
This is a messenger RNA of Chaetomium strumarium, 1600 nucleotides long. RefSeq names its product fungal alpha-L-arabinofuranosidase. Gene Ontology annotation, biological process: pectin catabolic process; L-arabinose metabolic process; arabinan metabolic process. The transcript is spliced from 3 exons. The record is from RefSeq and is a predicted model, not a curated record. The coding region runs from base 1 to 1389 and encodes 462 amino acids. Lineage: Eukaryota; Fungi; Ascomycota; Sordariomycetes; Sordariales; Chaetomiaceae. Gene Ontology annotation, molecular function: alpha-L-arabinofuranosidase activity.